AGUUUACAGAAGCCGUGUUGGACAGCAUGAAGGCGCAGGGCUCAAUCUGUGUGUGUGGGUACGUCCAUUCGUACGCCCUUCAAACCUCACAAGGUUACGUAUCUCUCAGUACGCUUUAUGUCUUUUCCUUCUAAACAGGUGUAACCCUCAAAGAAUUUGAUCACACCCUCAUGUAAAUAUAACAUGAAGUCGUUGCCCCUAACAUUUUAUGACAUAAUUUUGAUUUUUAAAAAAAGCUCCUCAUGUCACUAAUGUGGGGGGCGGGAGGACAUGGGGUGGGACUGCAGCUGUGAACCAUUGAAUCGAGUCUCAUUUCCACAUAUUGCUUUAACAUACAAAUACCGUAUAUAAGCUCAACUAUAGAUACGAUUUCAAACUUUCGAAAGAAAAAACCAACCUAGACCAGUAAUGGUCACUUACAUUAAAUUAGCUUUAUGUCUUUAGCUUAGAAUCUUAAAAAUCUGUGGCCCCGGGGUUCGUGGGGGCGGGGGGGGGGUGAGUGGAUUUUAAAGAAUCGUCCAAACUGAAGUUUUAAAUUUUUUAUUACAAGUCAAUGGUAAACCCUGGCAAUGAAAACUUUCGAAAGAAAAAACCAACCUAGACCAGUAAUGGUCACUUACAUUAAAUUAGCUUUAUGUCUUUAGCUUAGAAUCUUAAAAAUCUGUGGCCCCGGGGUUCGUGGGGGCGGGGGGGGGGGUGAGUGGAUUUUAAAGAAUCGUACAAACUGAAGUUUUAAAUUUUUUAUUACAAGUCAAUGGUAAACCCUGGCAAUGCCGUUCACUGACACCAAGUAAGAUGUUUUGAAAUGUACCUCCAAUAGCUCAAACGCAAGGUCCGUACCGUCUAUUUUCAACCAAAGAUGGUCACGUGAUCAGCUCAUCUGUUCAUGACUUCGCUCAGAAAUUCCCGGAGGCUGAAUCUAAAAUCCUUGAAUGGAUUCACCUAGUGAGUCUUGGUUGAUUAAAUUUCUUUUUUUCCAUUUGUGAAUUCUGUUGGGUAAGAAAUAGGCCGCCAGCAGGGUUAUGACGUCCCACCUCAUUUCCUCUAUAUUUUAUUUCUUUUUUAACCCGUCUCUUGAAGAGCUCGUGAAGUAAGUUCUUGUUUUGUCCAUCACGUUUUGGAGCAACAACUUCUGGUUAUUCAAAGACCAUUAUUCUGUCUGCAACUAACGCUAAGGAUAGAGACAAGCUUUCCAGUCUUAAUUUGCAUCGCCAUAAAAAUGUUAACACAUUUUUUCUCUACGGGAAGAAUUUGUGUUUUGUUUUUUAGUUUGUAGAGACUUGUGUGUUUUGGUGAGGUCUCAUACAUUCAAACUAUGAAAAGAGAUGCAAUUCGUGACGGGUGAAAACUCUAGUAUAUUAUUUUCAUCGUUGAAAUCUUAAGUUAUUUAUGGAUUACUUUUUAAUUUAUCAAACCUGACCAGCUUAGUCUUCAGUAUCAUUUUGACAUCUCUUUAUGACCACAGUGAAUGAAACUGGUAUCAUUGUAUGUAAUGUUCUAUGGAUGAAAAUUAAAAAAAAACAAACAACAUAACUUGACCUAUUAUUGUGUGUGUUUGUUUCAGGGAAAACUCAAAUAUCGCGAGAUUUUGUUUAAUGGCUUUGAGAGGUUGCCGGACGCGCUGACCGCUCUCUACGACGGGAGGAACGUUGGGAAAAUCAUUGUCAAAUCAGCAUUUGCCGCCAACUUGCAAACAAUGGUCGUCAAUGUUUAAUUCUUUUUUUAAAAAAAUAUUUUUUUUUAAACUUCUGGCACUGAACUGAAAAAACAAAAAAUAUUUUGAG
Messenger RNA from Lymnaea stagnalis (great pond snail), 1784 nucleotides. The record is from the annotation of a GenBank genome assembly. NCBI's taxonomy places the organism in Eukaryota, Metazoa, Mollusca, Gastropoda, Lymnaeidae.